AUGGCUUCAUUUCCUUUGGUAACAACUCUUUUAAUUUUAUUUCCCUUUCUUUUCUCAACUAUUGUUUAUGGUUACUCUCUAAGUUCCAUAAAAUCAUGGUGUAAUCAAACUCCUUAUCCUCAAACAUGUGAGUAUUAUUUAACCAACAAUGCUUACAACCAAACAAUUAAGAGUAAAUCCGACUUUUUCAAAGUUUCGCUUCAACUCGCGAUCCAGCGAGCACGAAAGGGCGAAGAGAAUACUCAUUCUCUCGGCCCCAAGUGCCGUAACGCGCAAGAAAAAGCCGCUUGGGCUGAUUGUCUUGAACUCUAUGACUUCACAGUCCAAAAGCUAACUCAAUCGACGACUCCGAAUUGCAAACAUACCGAUUCUCAAACAUGGCUUAGUUCCGCUUUGACGAAUCUCGAAACAUGCAAGAAUGGAUUUUAUGACCUAGGUGUCACAAACUAUGUCUUACCCUUGAUGUCAAACAAUGUAACAAAGUUGUUAAGUAACACCUUGGCUCUCAACAAGGUUCCUUACCAAAAACCUAGUUACAAAGAUGGAUUCCCAACAUGGGUUAAGCCCGGUGACCGGAAGCUUCUUCAAACAUCCUCGGCCGCCUCGAAGGCCAAUGUCGUCGUUGCUAAAGACGGCUCCGGCAAGUACACAACCGUGAAGGCGGCGACGGAUGCUGCGCCGAGUGGUAGUGGAAGGUAUGUGAUAUAUGUGAAGGCUGGUGUCUACAAUGAACAAGUUGAGGUCAAAGCAAAGAAUGUCAUGUUGGUGGGAGAUGGUAUUGGAAAGACUAUAAUCACUGGUAGCAAAAGUGUUGGAGGAGGAACCACUACCUUCCGUUCAGCAAGCUUUGCUGUGGUUGGUGAUGGAUUUAUUGGUCAAGACAUCACAUUUAGAAACACAGCUGGAGGAGCAAACCAUCAAGCUGUUGCAUUCCGUUCUGGCUCAGAUCUUAGUGUACUUUACAAAUGCAGCUUUGAAGGUUAUCAAGACACAUUAUAUGUUCACUCCGAGCGACAAUUUUACCGAGAAUGCAACAUCUACGGCACUGUCGAUUUCAUCUUCGGCAAUGCCGCAGUAGUGUUGCAAAGUUGCAACAUUAUGGCAAGAAACCCGCCACAGAAAACGAUCACGGUCACCGCUCAAGGGCGAACCGAUCCAAACCAAAACACCGGAAUAAUAAUUCACAACUCUAGGGUUACGGCCGCGUCUGACUUAAACCCUAGCUCGGUUAAGUCGUACCUCGGGCGACCGUGGCAAAAGUACUCAAGAACCGUUUUCAUGAAAACUUCUAUUGAUGGUUUUAUUAACCCUGCUGGAUGGUUGGAAUGGAGUGGUAACUUUGCUUUGGAUACUUUAUAUUAUGCUGAAUUUGGAAAUACAGGUGCCGGCUCUUCAACUUCCAAUAGGGUUUCAUGGAAAGGUUACCAUGUUCUCACUAGUGCUUCUCAAGCUUCACCUUUCACCGUUGGAAGUUUUAUUGCCGGUAAUUCGUGGUUACCGAGCACUGGCGUGCUGUUCGCCGCCGGUCUCUAG
This is a messenger RNA of Lathyrus sativus (Indian pea), 1533 nucleotides long. The record is from the annotation of a GenBank genome assembly. Lineage: Eukaryota; Viridiplantae; Streptophyta; Magnoliopsida; Fabales; Fabaceae.